AUGAGUUACAAUAAUAAUAAUAAUAAUAAUAAUAACACAAACACCACGAAUCCAUAUGGAAAUACAAAUCCAUAUGAAGAAGACCAAUAUGAAAUGAACGAAGAUCUCAAUAGAGCUCCAGUUACCGUUGCAACUAACCAAGAUACGUCCACUUCCCAACAGCAGGAUGGUACUGAUUUUGUCUCGUUUAUGAAUAAAAUUAAUAACAUCAAUAACAACUUGAGUAAUUAUGAAUCAAUCAUCAACCAAAUCGAUAAUCUACAUAAACAGUUGCUGACUGAAAUCAGUGAGGAGAACGAAAUGAACUUAAGACAUUCUCUUGACAAUUUCAUAUCGCAAGCCUCAGAUUUACAGUACACUCUAAAAACCGAUAUUAAAAAUGCGCAAAGGUUGGCUUUGAAUGAUCCCAAUAAGCAUGCCCAGGCAGAGAAUUCUAGACAAAAAUUUUUAAAAUUGAUUCAGGACUAUAGAAUUAUCGAUUCCAACUAUAAAGACGAAAAUAAAGAACAAGCAAAGAGACAGUAUAAGAUUAUUCAACCCGAUGCUACUGACGAGGAAGUCGAGGCUGCAAUCAACGAUGUUGGCGGACAACAAAUCUUUUCUCAGGCUCUAUUGAACGCAAAUAGACGUGGUGAGGCUAAGACUGCAUUAGCAGAAGUGCAAGCCAGACAUCAAGAACUAUUAAAGUUGGAGAAGACCAUGGCUGAAUUAAACCAAUUGUUCAAUGAUAUGGAAGAAUUAGUCAUUGAACAACAAGAAAAUAUCGAAGUUAUAGAUAAGAAUGUGGAGGACGCACAACAAGAUGUAGAACAAGGUGUAGGCCAUACUAAUAAAGCUGUUAAGAGUGCCAAAAGGGCAAGAAGAAACAAGAUGAGAUGUUACAUUAUUUGUUUCUUGAUUUUUGCAGUGGUUGUUGUCGUUGUUGUUGUUCCAUCUGUUGUUAAGACUCGUUGA
Molecule: messenger RNA, 954 nt
Organism: Arxiozyma heterogenica
Lineage: Eukaryota; Fungi; Ascomycota; Saccharomycetes; Saccharomycetales; Saccharomycetaceae
Gene: SSO1
Product: syntaxin
Exons: 1
Coding region: 1-954 (317 amino acids)
Biological process (GO): intracellular protein transport; vesicle fusion; exocytosis
Cellular component (GO): plasma membrane; endomembrane system; SNARE complex
Molecular function (GO): SNARE binding; SNAP receptor activity
Source: RefSeq, a predicted model, not a curated record